Messenger RNA from Mucor velutinosus, 324 nucleotides. Its product is annotated as 60S ribosomal protein L28. The transcript is spliced from 2 exons. The record is from RefSeq and is a predicted model, not a curated record. Bases 1 to 324 code for a protein of 107 amino acids. Lineage: Eukaryota; Fungi; Mucoromycota; Mucoromycetes; Mucorales; Mucoraceae.
AUGUUCGUCUAUUACAACAUUAUCUGGAUUAUCUGUCUUAUAUUAUUGUUUACUUCAUUGCUGCUGCUCUUUAGGAGAAAACGAGCUAUUAGAAAUCGACCAUUACCACCUGGCCAUUCUUCACAAUUCGUUGUCGUCGAUAUGAAUGGCAGACCACCACAACAAUCAACAUAUCCUGCUACUUAUGCACCACCACCACCUACAUCGCCCCAAGUACAGCCAUCCACACAGACUUUCUAUAGACCACCAGAUUCAUCUGUUGAACCACCACCACCUUCUUAUCAAGACUAUUCGAAGGAUUAUCGUGUAAAUCACACUCAGUAG